CCAGGGCCCUCUGCCUGUGUUCUGGGUGUUCAGCUGCCGCAGGUGAAUUGGCCGCAGCCGCAGCGGGGGAAGAGCCCUGGCUUCUCUGGACUCUGCUUCUCCUCCGGAGGAAGCCCAAAGAGGACUGACAGUUCUAGAACUAUGGAUCAUAUGUCCUUGGCGUUCGGGGACGUGGCCAUAGACCUCUCUCAGGAGGAGUGGGCGUGCCUGGACCCCGCGCAGAGGGCCUUGUACAGGGACGUGAUGCUGGAGAACUACAGGAACCUGGCCUCGUUGGGAUGGUCCAUUCCUAAGCCAGAUGUGAUCACUUUCCUGGAGCAAGACAAAGAGCCCUGGAUGGUAAUGAGGGAAGGGACAAGAAGCUGGUGCUCAGAUUUGGAGUCUAAGUAUGUCACUGAGAAGUUAUUUCCAGACAAGGAUGUUUGUGAAAUAUAUCUAUCUCAAUUGCAGACAGUGGAAAAAGGUAAAACCUACAUCCAUGAGGACACCAUUUUCAGAAAUGCUUUGCAGUGUAAACGUGAAUUUGAGAGACGAGAACAUCAUCAGAUGGGAUGCAUCAGUCAAGUGAUAAUCCAAAAACAUAUAUCUCUUCCUCUGCCUCAGAAAAUUCAUGCUGGAGAGAAAUCGUAUGAAUGUAAGGAAUGUAGGAAGGCUUUCAGACAACAGUCAUACCUUAUUCAACAUCUGAGGAUUCAUACCGGUGAGAGACCCUAUAAAUGUAAGGAAUGUGGGAAGGCCUUUUGUCGUGUGGGAGACCUUAGAGUACAUCAGACAAUUCACGCCGGGGAGAGACCCUAUGAAUGUAAUGAUUGUGGGAAGACCUUUAGACUUCAUUACCACCUUACGGAACAUCAGAGGAUACAUUCUGGUGUGAAACCCUAUGAGUGUAAGGAAUGUGGGAAGGCCUUUAGUCGUGUUAGAGACCUUAGAGUACAUGAGACAAUUCAUGCUGGACAGAGGCCUUAUGAAUGUAAGGAAUGCGGGAAGGCCUUUAGACUUCAUUACCAACUGACUGAACAUCAGAGAAUUCACACUGGUGAGAGACCUUAUGAAUGUAAGAUCUGUGGAAAGACCUUUAGGGUACAACGACAUAUUAGUCAACAUCAGAAAAUUCAUACUGGUGUAAAACCCUAUAAAUGUAAUGAAUGUGGGAAGGCCUUUAGUCAUGGCUCAUACCUUGUUCAACAUCAGAAAAUUCACACUGGUGAGAAACCCUAUGAAUGUAAAGAAUGUGGUAAGUCCUUUAGUUUUCAUGCAGAACUUACUCGACAUCAUCGAAUUCAUACUGGUGAGAAACCCUAUGAAUGUAAAGAAUGUGGCAAAGCCUUUCGUCUUCAAACAGAACUUACCCGGCAUCAUAGAAUUCAUACUGGUGAGAAGCCCUAUGAAUGUAAGGAAUGUGGGAAGGCCUUUAUUUGUGGCUAUCAACUUACUUUACAUCUGAGAGCUCAUACUGGUGAGAUCCCCUAUGAAUGUAAGGAAUGUGGGAAAACCUUCAGCAGUCGCUAUCAUCUUACUCAACAUCAUAGAAUUCAUACUGGUGAGAAACCCUAUGGAUGUAAAGAAUGUGGGAAAGCCUUUCGUCUUCAAGCAGAACUUACCCGACAUCACAGAAUUCAUACUUGUGAGAAACCCUAUGAAUGUAAGGAAUGUGGGAAGGCCUUUAUUCGCAGCAACCAACUUAUUUCACACCAGCGAAUUCACACCAAUGAGAAUACUUACGAAUGUAAGGAAUGUGGGAAGAUUUUCAGUCGUCGCUAUAAUCUCACUCAACAUUAUAAAAUUCAUACUGGAGAAAAACCCUAUAAAUGUAAAGAAUGUGGAAAGGCCUUUCGCUUUCAAACAGAACUUACUCAGCAUCACAGAAUUCAUACUGGCGAAAAACCCUAUAAGUGUCAGGAAUGUGGGAAAGCCUUUAUUCGUAGCAAUCAUCUUACUCAACAUCACAGAAUUCAUACUGGUGAGAAACCCUAUGAAUGUAAGGACUGUGGGAAGACCUUUAGUCGUCACUAUCAUCUUACUCAACACCACAGAAUCCACACUGGUGAGAAACCCUACAUAUGUAAUGAAUGUGGGAAUGCUUUCAUUUGUAGUUAUCAACUUACCUUACAUCAAAGAAUUCACACGGGUGAGAUUCCAUAUGAAUGUAAGGAAUGUGGGAAGACCUUUAGUCGUCGGUAUCAUCUUACUCAACAUUUUAGACUUCAUACCGGUGAGAAACCUUACGGAUGUAAAGAAUGUGGGAACGCCUUUCGUCUUCAAGCAGAACUUACUCGACAUCACACCAUUCAUACCGGUGAGAAACCCUAUAAAUGUAAAGAAUGUGGGAAGGCCUUUAGUGUUAAUUCAGAACUGACUCGACAUCACAGAAUUCAUACCGGUGAGAAACCCUAUAAAUGUAAAGAAUGUGGGAAGGCCUUUAAUCGUAGUGAUCAACUUACUUUACAUCAGAGAAAUCAUAUUAGUGAGGCUACUCUAUGCGUAAUGUGAAGAAGAUAGAAUGGCCCUUAGAAAAUGCCUUUUAUAACAGUGAACUCAUCAUUUAAGAAAUUUUUGACUUGUUAGGGGAAUCCCUUUUGUUUCAUGCUCAAAACUUAACAGCAAUAGUUUUAUACUAUAUAUAUUGAUUGAAAGGGUUGAUAGCAUCACCCAGUCUUGGUGAAACAUUAGCAGACUGAUAUUGCUACAGUGCAUCUCAGACCAAGGCAAAGGAUCUUCUCCCACCCCAACUUGGUUGUUGACCAACACUUCUAUAAAAUGCAAUAAAAUUGGAUUAUCAGAAAAAUGAAAUGGAAAGAAAAACAGAUACAUAAUGAAAGCCCCCAUUUUUUAAUUAUUGAAUUUAAUGGACAUGAAUUCACUCUGUCAGAUUGCUGGAAGGGUUUCUAAACAUUUGCUCUCAGUAUCUGUACCUUAACUCCUUGCAGACCAGAAGCAACCAUCUGUGACCAGCCUCAGUACGUGGACCACACUUUGUCUAGCAUUGUAGCAGAGAAUAAUUCUGUUAAUUCAGGGAGUGUGGGAAAAGACUUUAGCCACGGCACAGCUUUACUAUAAUUCUCAUAAUUCCACCUCCACCUGUGUGAUAUCUGGCAAAACACUUCUCCCCUCCGUGCCUCAGUUUUAAAAUGGUGAUAAUAAUACCUACCUAAUAGUAUUUUUUGUGAGAAUGAAAUGUUAAUAAAAAAUCCUUUAGAAAAGUAUGUGUUCGAUAAAUAUUGUUAUUUUUAUCAUUACUGAUAUUAUUAAUGAUUCACGUGAGAGGAAGACCCUACGAGUGUAAGGAAUUUGUAAAAGUCUUCCAUGACCUUUUACUCUUUACUUAAAUUGAGAUAAUUAAUUGUGGAUAAAACCCAGUAAAAAGAAGUAAAAUUCCGUUUCUAAAAUCAGAACUCAUCUCUGAAAACUACUGUGAGAGAGAAAUCUCUAGAGUUGAUAAGUGUGAAAAUUAUGAGUCAAGCUUUUGAAGAAUCAAGGAGAGCUGUAAUGCUUUUUCUUUUCAUAAUCCAAAAAGCAGACAAGUUAGUCUUCUUUUUUUUUGCCCAAAAUUCAUGAUAAAUUAGAAACAACCAAAAGACCACUGUCCAUUUGAAAACAAUUAAAAAAAAAAAGUACAGUGAACACUGGGAUGCCCUCUCUAUAUUCGGUGAUUGUUAAUAUAUUGUCACAUUUGGUUUGCUUCUAUAUAGUUUUUUACAUAUUUUUUUGCUAUGGUGUUUGCAUAUAAAUUGUAGACAUCAUGAUAUUUCACCUCUCUGUAUCUAAUCAUGCAACUCCUAAGAAUAAAGGGGGCCUCCUACUCAGUCACUGUAUAACUUCAUACUUAUAAGGAAAUUAAUAAUAAUUCCAUAAUCUGUAAUAUUACAGAUAGAUACCAGUGCCUUAACCCAGCAUGUCUGAGAGAAUGUCUCUGGGAACCAUGGUAUUUAAUGGUACUUGAAAAAUGUUCUGUGGUCACAGGCUUAUGAAGUUUUGAAUAUUAAAUUUCUUCUAAGAAAAUAAUGCUUAUUCUCAGGCUGUCAAAAGACUUGAGGGUCCUACACUAAGAAAAUUUUCUUGACUGUGUUUAUCCCAGUGUAUCUUAAACUUUACUAAGGAAGUCCCAUUCACAAUACCUAACGCCUUUGGGAUGGGAACCCACCGGAAAGGCUGCCCUAACCCAGAAAGAGUGACCUUCAGCAAGGACAAUUCAGAUAAAACAGCAGAUGCUCAGCUAUGUUGAGAAAGGACAUGCGUGGUGUAUUCUCUGCUGCUCACGUCUUCCUCUGCACUCAGCUGCUUGCCCUCUCAAUGUAGGGCCGAUAUUUUUCUACAAAAUUAAAAACCCGUUGGGCCCAGCUUUUUAUAUGAACGUGCCAUAAUGUAUUUAAACCUUCUCUUAUUGUUUCAUGUUCCAGUUUCAACAGUUUUUCCCUAGUUCAGAUGUCCUUCAGUGAAUAUCCUUGUCUGUGGUCAUUGGUUUGUGUUAGCUAGAAUUUCUCUAAUUGCAUACAUGUGGAAGUAGGAUUGCUCAUAUGUCAUCUAUUCUGUCAGUUAUGUUAGAUAGUGCUAAACUGAUCACAGGUUAUAUACACUUCCCAUUCUGCUAGAUAUUGCCAAAUUGUUCUCUUAGACUCCUGUCAAUACUCAGUUUGACAGGAAUCCCCCUACCAAAUUGAGUAUUCCCAUAGCAUCACUUUAGAUAUAUGUUUUAAUAUAUAUUUUCAUAAAUUUCAAUUUCAGUUGAGCAUUUUUUCAAACAUGUUUCUUGGCCAAUCAUCAUUCCUUUACUUUGACUUUCCUAGUCUGGACUUUCUCCAUUAUUGUUGUUCUGGUUUUUCUUUUUUUUCCUAAUCGACUUGCAUGUCAUUCUGGAUUCUUCGUUCGCUAUACUGAUGCAAUCAUUUUCUCCUACAUUCAAUAUAGCAUUAGUUAUCUAUCUACCAAACACUCAUUCUCUUUUUAUGAGACAGAUUUCUAGGUUAUAAAUUAUAUAACCUGAAAAUAAAAUUUUAUUUAUUUUCCAAUAUUCAUUACUUUAUUUACUUUUCUGAUUGCAAUAGCUAGACUCCUCAGAACAAGGUUGAAUAUUAUGGUGAUUCAGGCAUCAAUUUCUCCAAAUUGAAUGGAAAAUUUUGUGAUGUUUAAUCAUUUACUAUAAUGUCCACUCUUUAUUUGAAGAUAAAUUCUCUUUGUUGCCUCUAUAUAAUUUCCUUCAAUAUGCGUAGGGGAGUGGAGGAUGCCUACCUGUCUUGUAGUGACUGCUGAAUUUUGUCUAAGGCCAUUUUGUUAUCUGUUGGCCUAAUCUUAUAUUUUUCUCCUUAAAUUUAUUGAUAUGUUGAUUUGUACUUAUUAAUGUCUUGAACUUUAAAUAUUUUUUGUAAUAUACUGUGAUUUUUGUCAUAUUUCUGUAGUCCAUCUGGUAAUAUUUUAAUUAGAAUUUUUCCAUCUGUGGUCCUAGGUGAGGCAGUAUUAUAGUUCCCCUUUUCUUUUAUUGAUAAGCUUUUAGAAUUGUAAUGAACUGUUCUUUGGAAACUAGAAACAACGUGUCUUUAAGAUACAAUGAAUUUUUAAAUAUUAACUUUCUAUUUUAUGACCUUGCUAAAUAAACUUAGUCCUAGAAGGAUUUAUUUUUUAUAGAUUAUACUUAGAGUUUUCUAUAAACACAAUCAAGACAUCUGUGAAGACAGUUCCUUUUUAAUUUUUAUUUCUUUUACUUGCCUUCUUGCACAAGCUAGGACAGCGUUGAACAGAAGCACUCAGAGAGGACCUUGUUUCUGACCUCAGGGAAAAGCAUUCAGUGUUUUAUCAUAAAGUGUUAUGUUAGCUGCUCAUUUCCCAUAAAUAUCCUUUGUCAGAUUGGGAAAGUUGGUGUUGAAUUUUGUCAAAUACAUAAAAAGCGACUACUG
Messenger RNA from Equus quagga, 5888 nucleotides. Its product is annotated as zinc finger protein 546. Gene Ontology annotation, biological process: negative regulation of transcription by RNA polymerase II. The transcript has 5 exons. The record is from RefSeq and is a predicted model, not a curated record. Bases 142 to 2490 code for a protein of 782 amino acids. Lineage: Eukaryota; Metazoa; Chordata; Mammalia; Perissodactyla; Equidae. Gene Ontology annotation, molecular function: RNA polymerase II cis-regulatory region sequence-specific DNA binding; DNA-binding transcription repressor activity, RNA polymerase II-specific.